Cadophora gregata is the source of this 387-nucleotide messenger RNA. RefSeq lists its product as uncharacterized. The coding region runs from base 1 to 387 and encodes 128 amino acids. Gene Ontology annotation, biological process: protein insertion into mitochondrial outer membrane; mitochondrial outer membrane translocase complex assembly. Gene Ontology annotation, cellular component: mitochondrial outer membrane. The record is from RefSeq and is a predicted model, not a curated record. NCBI's taxonomy places the organism in Eukaryota, Fungi, Ascomycota, Leotiomycetes, Helotiales, Ploettnerulaceae. The transcript has 2 exons.
AUGUCUUCCGAAAAUAACCCUCUGACCGAGUCAGCAAUGACUAUACCCUCCGAUUCCGAACAGUAUUCCGGCAACGAUGACCUCUCGCCGUCUCCCCCAUCAUCCUCGAGCUCUCCGCAAAUGAUUCUAUACAGCCCUCCUACAUUAUGGGGAUUAUUUCGGGGUGCUGCGAUCAAUUUGCUUCUGCCAUUCAUCAAUGGGCUUAUGUUGGGAUUCGGAGAGCUCUUUGCUCAUGAGGCUGCAUUUAGGUUAGGAUGGGGAGGCACAAAGGUAUUCCCUGGUGGGAGAGCAAGGCACUCGAUCGGACCAGGAAUUGAGGUUAGGGAGGAUCCUUUGGAGAGGAAGCGGAGGGAAGGAAACUUGGAUGAUUUGACAAGCUUGGAGUGA